UCUCCUCUACGUACCAUCACAAUAUCUUCAAAACGUCAUAUCUCUCUCCAUCUCUCUAUAUAUAUUGGUCUGCAACUGUCUCGGUUAUAGUCCAGGUCAUAUCUCCUUUUUGGUCGCUAUUACUGGUAUGGAUCCGUUGAGGACUACUUGCUUCUAUUUCCUUUGUAUCGUCUUUGUCAUCCUUUCUCCGAGUUGCUUAUGCGAUUCUCGCCGUCUUGGACCCAUGGAGAAGAAGCUUGGUGUGAAUCGUGACCACUUAAUUGCGGAGAACAACGAAGAAAUUACAAAACAAGGAGUUCCUUCAACAAACGUGACGAAAACCUUAUUGAGUGAAGCACCGAUCGAACAUGACGUAGCUAAUCAUGGUCAGAUAAAUGGGAAUAGUACGAAUGAAGAUUUCAGGGUAAAACGUGCUUCACUAGACAAAACCGUGCCGCCCAAAAGAGUCUCGAGAACUUGGAAAGUUCCUAAAUAUUCAAAGAAGCAGCCUAGAUUAGAUCACGAACAUCCAGCAUUCAGUCUCGACUACAUGCAGCCCAGCACCCAUCCGCCUCAUCAUAAUUAACUUUCUCUUGAUCAAAUUUCUACAUUUUG
Messenger RNA from Brassica oleracea var. oleracea, 594 nucleotides. RefSeq lists its product as uncharacterized. NCBI's taxonomy places the organism in Eukaryota, Viridiplantae, Streptophyta, Magnoliopsida, Brassicales, Brassicaceae. The transcript is spliced from 2 exons. The coding region runs from base 128 to 565 and encodes 145 amino acids. The record is from RefSeq and is a predicted model, not a curated record.